Molecule: messenger RNA, 4716 nt
Organism: Gadus morhua (Atlantic cod)
Lineage: Eukaryota; Metazoa; Chordata; Actinopteri; Gadiformes; Gadidae
Exons: 19
Coding region: 262-3459 (1065 amino acids)
Source: RefSeq, a predicted model, not a curated record
GAAAGUGGCAGCCUGGUCUCUCAGCCGUGGGCAGACACAGCCUCUAUUUUAGGGUUCGGGCCACAGUACGGUGUGUCAAGUGUUUCCGUUCCCCCUCGGCUGGCCUGCGCUAGGCUUAAUCGGAUCAGAAAGGACCUUCGUUCAGGAGCCUAUGACCGGGCAGCGCGUCCUGGUGGUAACAUGAACCCAAUGUUGUUCCCAAAGACUGGUAACCAUAGGGACACUGUGUAUAAUUUAUAAUCGACUACAAACGGUGGCAACAUGGAGGAGAAGGCGUGCAUCGUCGAGGGUUUGUACCGUGCUCUGGGUGUCUCUGCCGGAGGAAGGUUCUCCUCUGAAGAUAUCAGCCUGAUCUACAGGAGGGUCUUCCACUACCCCUCCACGGCAGAUGAUGUUCUUGUCGCUUUGAAGACGGUGGCUGGGGAAGAUGAAGGGUGGUCAUGCGCGGGUGAACACAUCCUGGAUGUUCUUUUAGAAAUGCAGAAAGAGAGAGAAAGGAAAGACGAGCUAUACUGGUCCCAGCAGCUGCUCAACACGGGGAAACACAAGAACGGACAUCUAACGGACACACAGGAACCCAUGUAUCAGCGAAACCCAGAUAACAUGCGCUCAGAUUCAAGCACCUUCAAACACACUCAGAACAUAUUGUAUUCAGUCUCCGUACCCCCGGGCUCUGAUGACGUAGACCUUUCACAGACAGAACACAACCACAGGUGUGUGUUGCGUCUGAAGAGGAGCGCUCGACAGUGCUGGGCCAGGCUGGUGACUGAAGGCGUUCACAGCAUCGCACCCCGACGCGGGCGUGCCACUGAGAUGGAGGUCAGAGGUCAGGCUCUGGGUUGUUUGACCCCGGCCGAUCUCCUUUCACUGGUGGAGAUGAAGUACGCCGUGGUCACGGGGUUUCUGUACACAGAGAUGCUGAGGCAGCACUACGGUUGGAGUGCCUGGGAGACCCUGCCGCCAUGGCAACAAGACAAGGAGAAGGAGGGGCUCGAGGACCUGGCCGAGCGGGCGCUGGCGUCUGGGGACCUGCUCCGUCUGACCGAGCUGCCGGGGGCCUUCAGGGUGUACAAGACGCGUGGGGGGGGGUUCCCGACCGGCUCCUCUGAGUCCGGUGUGCGGUCGUCUUGGUCGGCCAUGACCGUCCUGACAGAGGCCCACGCCUCCCGCCAGCAGGAGAUGGAUUCACUGACACACCUCAGCAAAAGGCUUAACAGGGAGAGCCUGAAGCUGUUGUUUCUUUACAUCAGGCUCGCCACGUUCAGAGCCCAGACGGAGAGCAGCUCCUACGGAGCUCUGCUUGCAGCCCGACAGCUCUGGGAGUCCUGGCCGUGUGUCAGCAACACGGGCAGCCGGCAGGAGAUGGUGGAACAGUGGCUUCAUGGCGAUGAGGACGAGAAGGAGGAAGAGAUCCCCAUCUCAGUGUCACCGCAGCAGGCCGUGCUGCAGCUGCUGGUUCUGCAGCAGAAGGCGGAGAGGCAGUACCUCCUGGGACUGCUGCGUGGUGUCUCCCUACACCAGCUUGAGGGACAGGGGAACCAGUGCCCUCUAAAGAACAAGGAAAAACAAAGGCCUGGUUCUUUAAAAGACGGCUGCCUCAGAAGGCUGCAACACAUCGGUGGCGACCUCCAGACACAGGCUGCACUCCGACAGUCGAACUCUCCACCACCGCAGACACAUCCCCCCCCCUGGCCCAGGACGCAGCCCCCCCAGAAUGAGAGCCAGGAGGGGGUAGGCGGGAGGUCCACAGGGACGGCCAACCGAUGGGGGGAGAGCGCUGUGAUCCUGCUGAGGCAGCUGGCAGACCGCCAGGAGGCCCAGGCUUCUGCUGCGCUGCCACCGCUGCUCCACAUGAGCAUUGAGCAUCUUCAGGCUCUGAGAGACAGAUAUCGGUCGGAAUUCCAAACGCAGCAUUUUGCCGACCUGCACAUCAUCCUCAGUCCUGACGUUCCCGAGUCCUCAGUGGUCGAGGUGGGGUUGGGGAUAAGCCAGGCUGGGCCAAUCACAGAACUGAACAGCAAUGCUGGCCUUCACAAUAAAAGCGCUGCAGCUCCUGCGGAGAGCAGCGUCCCAUCACACGAGGAACCGGCAACUGAACCAGGACCAGUACCAGGACCAGUACCAGGACCAGUACCAGGAACCAUACCAGGACCAGUACCAGAAGCCGUACCAGGACCAGUACCAGGACCAGUACCAGAAGCCGUACCAGGACCAGUAACGGCCGCUGAAGAGAUUUUUCUGAGACAGGAUCUCUGCACAGGCUGCGGUGCGGCCCUGGAGGAGCUGCCCUACCUGGAGAUCCUGUGCGUCUCGGACGGCGCCGCGACGCACCACGGGCGCCCUGAAGAGGAAGGGAGCUACGAGGAGGAAGAGCGAGGGGAGACCCGCGGGAGAGCGCCGCAGGGCUACGAGAAGCAGGGCUCUCUGAUCACGUCGGCGUGGAGCAAGCAGACGCAGUGCCACCCCGAGGCGGCCGCCGCCGCCCCCGGCGUCUGCGGCGGUCCAGGGGAGUGCAGCGUCCACCUGGGGAUGGGGGACGAGGACGAGGCCAGGGAGCACAUGGAGGUGGUGGUGGAGCCGCCGCCGGGUCAGUCCGGGGUACAGCCUGUGUCAAAGGUUGAAAUGCACACCAGCAAACACCAGGUGGAGAACGAUCAAGCUCUCUCCGAUGGCAGCUUCCAGGAACAUGGUUUUGCGUCAGAGACCAGAGCAGUUGCACCAUCACAGCCCCUGGUUCCUUCUGAGACUCAGCCGCAGUUUCAGCCGGAGCCGUACAUGACGUCCGACCACAUGACGGGAGAGCCAUGCAGGGGCCAGGCAGAAGUGGAAGUCUGCUCCGUCCCCAGUACAGAAGGGCCGUGGGCUCAUAAAGGAAACGAACUGCUUCCAGCUGAGGACCGUACGAGCGUCCUACCGACCACAGAGGUCGAGUUCCCAGAGGAGAGGAGGGCGAUGGAUGCAAGUUCGUGGAAGGGCCAUAAAACGAGGGAGCCGGUGUCGUUGAUGGAGAGGGAGAAGACGAUGCGGAACCUGGUAGACAUGCAGAGGAAGGUCGAGGAGAAGCAACAGAGAGACAGAGACAGACAGCUGCUAAGGCUUCAGGAGCGACUUUCGAUUGUUCAGAACAAAAAGGCAGAGGAGGAUCUACUUGGUCUGAAACAGAAAGAAGCACUGGAGCACCUCACACACAAUCUGCCACAGGAAGAUAAGCUUCAGCAGAAGACCGUGGUGCGAGCCCGGCUAGACCAGCUGAGGAGAGAGAGAUCCUGUGUGAUGCAGUCCAAACGAGACCGGAACACCGCUGGCUUUAAACAACUCCUGGGUCCGGUGGUCCACAGUUCAGACACAGAACAGCACAGAAUAACACAAAGUCAACCGCUUUCACACAAUACCAGCCAGCCACCACCCCAUUGUGUAACGCAUGCAUGCAACACAUCCCCUACUAAUGAAAUGGUUUAACAAAUCAUUCAGAACUGAUGUAAGGAUUGCAUCUGAUCCAAUACCAGUGUUCCCAAUCUCUUUUAUUGCUUCCAUUGAUCGUAGCGUGUUUUAGAACAAAUGCACAAAUUCAUGAAUCCUUUUCUUGUUCACGUCCUUGACAUGAACAAGAAACAUUUAACCAAACUGGUUGAUCAUUUGUGUACACAGCCAUGACUUGACAAAGAACACGUCUUGUGAAUGACCCGUGAAUGAGACUUGGUGAAGAAUAGUGAAUAUAAAUACCAAGAAAUAAAGAUUCAACAAAGACAACGGUCCUAUAUGGUAACUUUUUAAUAUAGUUCAUCUCGACAGAUAGGCAUAAACACGCUCAAUCAUUAGCAAUUGACCUCAAGUCUUCUGUAGGUUCUCUGUGGCCUGAAUAAGAUGAUACAAUACAUGCCACCAGCCUAGAGAGGUUCCCGUCCACACUCCUCUAUGUCCACAUAACAUUAGCAACAGAACAGGUAAACCCACAGGCUAUUUUGAAACAUAAGUGCUGUGACCUCAGGAUGGACCGUAGAUGCACCUCGGCACUAGAACAAGUAUUUACAGGCUCAUUGGGAGAGGGGUUGUGUCAAAAUGUCCUUGGGCAAAUCGCUUGGCGUCGCACCUCCUUAACGGCAAAGAUGCAUAUUAACACAGAGAAGGAGUCAAGCACAGAGGGUUUCCUAAUCAGACGGUGCUUGGUCAUUGGACUUAAGUGUAGAAAGUGCUUAUUUGUUUAUCUAUGAUCAGUGCCCUUUCCUUCUAAAAACUAUUUGAUCUAAUGUCCAAACCCAAAACAUAAUAAAAACCGGUUACAGGAAACGCAACAUUCCACCGUGGCUCCCAGAAAUAUCCAUUAAUACGAGUCUUCGACUCAAACAGAGGUACAACUCAAACUUGGGUUCGUGUGUUGCAUUCUUAAUGUCUCACUCAGCAACUUAAAGAGGUAUUGACCCGAGAAAAUAUGGUAUCCAACAAAGACGCGUUGGUUAUUACUACAAAUAUCUCCAAUAUUAAGCUUCAAUAUCAAUAUCAAUAUUCAAUAUAGUAGUCAAAGAAAAGCUGGGUCAUUAUCAGAUCCAAGAUAACCCAUUAAAUAACAGGAAGGGCUGAGAUGCCCCACCCGUUUACCUCGGUACAAGGUGAAGACAUGCUUUGACGGCUGUCAUCAGGUCAGAUCCUACCAAUUUGGGAUCUUUGAUUGCAGGAACACUUGCAAGGUACAGAAAGACGCGUUGGCAAAUCUUAAUG